Priapulus caudatus is the source of this 2395-nucleotide messenger RNA. Its product is annotated as sodium- and chloride-dependent taurine transporter-like. NCBI's taxonomy places the organism in Eukaryota, Metazoa, Priapulida, Priapulimorpha, Priapulimorphida, Priapulidae. Gene Ontology annotation, biological process: sodium ion transmembrane transport. The record is from RefSeq and is a predicted model, not a curated record. Gene Ontology annotation, cellular component: membrane.
GUGCUUUCCUCAUUCCCUAUUUCAUCUGCGCCCUCGGGGCUGGACUGCCAGUGUUCUUCCUCGAGAUAGCCAUGGGACAGUUCACCAGCGAAGGCUGUGUUACCGUGUGGAAGAUGUGCCCUCUCUUCAAAGGGAUCGGCUACGGUACGGUUGUGAUCGUUUGCCUGCUGAAUUUCUACUACAUCAUCGUCAUGGCGUGGGCAUUUGACUACAUGUUCCACUCGUUCACGACUGUGCUGCCCUGGUCGCACUGCAACAACACGUGGAACACUGAGAAAGAUUCGCUCAUCAUCUGCGUCGUCAACAGCUUCACUAGUCUCUACGCUGGCUUUGUCAUCUUCUCUGUGCUCGGAUACAUGGCGAAUGUGCUGGGAGUCGAAGUCAAGGACGUCGCUGCCGCUGGACCUGGUCUAGCGUUUAUAGCUUACCCGAAAGCCGUCAGCCUGAUGCCUGCCGCUCCUGUCUGGGCAGUUCUCUUCUUCAUCAUGAUCCUGCUGCUCGGUGUGGACAGUCAGUUCAUCUUCGUCUUCAGUCUGGUCAAGCACCAGUUGCUAGAAUACGAGUCGGAGCCCUACCCACUGUGGGGCGACCUGCUCGGCUGGGUGCUUGCGCUCUCCUCCAUGGCCUGGAUCCCCGCUUUUGCCUUCUACAAGCUGUCGCCGCUUGGACCUGGAGCUACGUUCGCAGAGCGAUGGAGAAAUCUCACCACGCCAGACUUAGCUCCAGAGUUCGUGGAUGCGCACAGGGGCGACUACGAUAUUGUCGGACUACCUUACAUUAAAAUCAGAUCGAACAAUACGUCCGCCGAUGGCGCACCGAGCGAGAACGGAGAGAAAGUAGAGCAGACGUGCGUAUGAACACAUAACGCUGGCGGGCGCCAUUUUGAAAGUAGAGCAGACUUGCGUAUGAACCACAGAGAUGUAUACAUAAACAUUAUACAUCUCUAUGGUAUGAACACAUUACGCUGGCCUGCGCUACUUUGAGGGCCAGCGCGCGAGUUCGUUCGCGAGCGAAUGUUUUCCGUUCGUUUGUUGUUGGAGUUUUGUGACAAGUGAGUCGCAGCAGCAGCAGCAGCGCAUGCAUGAUCGUCUGCACGCGUGCGGCAUUGUGAGGCGCGCUGUUUCGAAACGCGUCGGUGUUUCGCAGUUUUUAUUAAUGUGUUUAUUUUAGUGUGCGCAAAAAGUACGGAUUUUUGUUGCAAAACCGUAAAUAGCGAUGAAUGAUAUAUAACUAAACGAAUUGAGAUUAGACGUAUUAUCUUAUCUUUUCUGUUAAGCUAUUUUGGAAGUGCGACUACAGAGAAAAUCCCUCCUACCUUUAUCUGAUAUUAAUUAUACGAAAUUAAAUUGGAAACCACACGACCCGUCUCAACGAAAUCUAGACGUUUUAAUGAAUAUCCUCACCAAAGGCAUGUCAUGUACAGAUAUUUAACAUGCGUCAUACUCCUACCUGUGUGUGUGUGUGUGUGUGUGUGUGUGUGUGUGUGUGUGUGUGUGUGUGUGUGUGUGUGUGUGUGUGUGUGUGUGUGUCGUGUGUGUGUGUGUGUGUGUGUGUGUGUGUGUGUGUGUGUGUGUGUGUGUGUGUGUGUGUGUGUGUGUGUGUGUGUGUGCGUGCGUGUGUGUGUGUGUGUGUGCGUGUAAAUGUGUGCGUUUUACGCUAAAAGAACGUUUUAUUUGUACAUGUAGAUCUGUUUAUAUCAACUCUGUUGGACUGUAAACGUACGAUAAUCCCAUCUUGUGGAACGACGUACUCCACCCCAAUGAACUCAUCGAUUUUUUUGCAUUUGUAAUUAUAAACAUAUAUAAUGUGAACAUUUAAUACUUCCGCCUAGCGCGUAAGGGUAAACAUAGACAAGCGCUACCGCUAUUGUUUAAUUCACAGUCUCACGACCGCCUCAAAUGUGUCGUUUUGUAAAUGGAGACUGAGUUUAAUGUAUUCACGGACAAAUCGCGCCAUUCGUGAGGCGAUGAAUCCAAGUUUAUAUAAACACGCGCGCGCACACACCAAAACACAACCGAUAUAGAAUACAAGAACCCCCGUAUAUUCGUUUUGAUACGAAAUGCGCUACGUCGUUGUGUGUUUGUCAAGAGCUUUUAAUUUUUUUCCUGUACUUUUGUUUUGUCCGAGCGCGAUAGCAGCGCCAUAGCAGCGCGGCGGAACAGGCAGCGAGCGAUUUAGCUAUCGCUGUGUCGUUUGGCACGCGUGAAAUUUUAUCGUCUGGAGAGAGUACUUGCAUUCGCCUUAGUUCAUCUUGAGAUUAACGUUAUGAACCAGCGGGAGGUGAGCGUGCGCGUAGUGGCAUCCCUCGUUAGAAAAGAAAGAGAGAGAGAGAGAGAGGGAGUAAAAUAAAGAAAGAGAGAGAGACUCUCCAGAAACAGCGUAGUGAGACAGUGAA